Messenger RNA from Ceratotherium simum simum (southern white rhinoceros), 1697 nucleotides. RefSeq names its product transmembrane serine protease 2 (gene TMPRSS2). Gene Ontology annotation, molecular function: serine-type endopeptidase activity; protein binding. Gene Ontology annotation, cellular component: membrane. Gene Ontology annotation, biological process: proteolysis. The record is from RefSeq and is a predicted model, not a curated record. NCBI's taxonomy places the organism in Eukaryota, Metazoa, Chordata, Mammalia, Perissodactyla, Rhinocerotidae.
GUCCGACCCCGGAGCGCCGCAGGUCAUCUUGAACGUUCCAAAUACCUACCAUUACCUGAUGCUGCUGAUAAAGUCAGCAUGGCUUUAAACUCAGGAUCACCACCAGGUGUUGGACCUUACUACGAAAACCAUGGAUACCAACCGGAAAGCCUCUAUCCCCGGCCGCCCCCGGCGGCCCCUGGUUACGGAGCGUAUCCGGCUCAGCACUACCCGCCCUCGGUACCCCAGUACUCCACAACGGUUUCGACUCGGGCUUCGACACACGUCGUCCACAGGCAGUCCAAAUCCCCAUCUGGGACAGUAUGCACCUCAAAGACUAAGAAAGCAGUGUGCGUGACCAUCACCCUGGGGGUCCUCGUCACGGCAGUAGUGGUGGCCGCCAUCCUGCUCUGGAAGUUUUUGGAGCACAAGUGCUUGAGGUCCGGGAUCGAGUGCGGCUCCUCGGGAACCUGCAUCAACUCCUCCCAGUGGUGCGAUGGGGUCCUGCACUGCCCCAACGGGGAGGACGAGAACCGGUGCGUUCGCCUCUACGGACCAAACUUCAUCCUCCAGGUGUACUCGCCUGAGAGGAACUCCUGGCACCCCGUGUGUCGAGACGACUGGAGUGACAGCUACGGGAGGGCCGCCUGCCAGGACAUGGGCUAUGGGAAUAGUUUUUAUUCCAGCCAAGGAGUGGUGGACGACAGCAGGGCCACAAGCUUUAUGAAGGUGAACACAAGUGCCAACAGUAUGGAUUUCUAUAAAAAACUGUACCACAGUGAUGUCUGUUCUUCAAAAACAGUGGUUUCUUUACGCUGUAUAGAGUGCGGGGUCUCCUCGAAGAGCCACCAGAGCCGGAUCGUGGGUGGGAACAACGCCGCCCAGGGAGAGUGGCCCUGGCAGGUCAGCCUGCACAUCCAGGGCGUCCACGUCUGCGGAGGCUCCAUCAUCACCGCCGAGUGGAUCGUGACUGCCGCCCACUGCGUGGAGGACCCGCUUAACAACCCGCGGUAUUGGACCGCCUUUGCAGGCAUUUUGAGCCAAUCUUUCAUGGUCUAUGGUGAUGGAUACAGAAUAGAAAAGGUGAUUUCUCAUCCAGAUUAUGACUCCAACACCAAGAACAAUGACAUCGCUCUUAUGAAGCUGCAGACACCUCUGACUUUUAACGACAGAGUGAAACCAGUGUGUCUGCCCAACCCGGGCAUGAUGCUGGAGCCGACACAGUCCUGCUGGAUUUCCGGGUGGGGCGCCACCUACGAGAAAGGGAAAACCUCGGACAUGCUGAACGCCGCCAUGGUGCCCCUGAUUGAGCCCUCGGAAUGUAACAACAUGUAUGUCUACAAUGGCCUGAUCACGUCCACCAUGAUCUGUGCAGGCUAUCUGCAGGGAGGCAUCGAUUCCUGCCAGGGUGACAGUGGAGGUCCUCUGGUAGCGUUGAAGAGCAGCAUCUGGUGGCUGAUUGGGGACACAAGCUGGGGAUCUGGAUGUGCCAAGGUUAACAGACCAGGAGUGUACGGAAACGUGACAGUAUUCACAGACUGGAUUUACCAACAGAUGAGGGCAAACAGCUAACCCAUAUGGCCUUUGUCCUUGAUGCUGUCCUUGUUCCACAAGAAAAUGAAGGGGCCGGUUUUUAAUUCCCUGUGCAUAAUGUAUUUUUAGCAAUGAUUCAAAGAUCGUCUCAUUUUUAUUAAAUAGUGAACCUAUCUGUCCUUGGC